Durotheca rogersii is the source of this 1032-nucleotide messenger RNA. RefSeq names its product glutathione S-transferase. Gene Ontology annotation, cellular component: cytoplasm. The transcript has 2 exons. Lineage: Eukaryota; Fungi; Ascomycota; Sordariomycetes; Xylariales; Xylariaceae. The record is from RefSeq and is a predicted model, not a curated record. Gene Ontology annotation, molecular function: glutathione transferase activity. The coding region runs from base 1 to 1032 and encodes 343 amino acids.
AUGACGUCCGAGCCCAAUAAGCUGGUACACGCCGGUCCCGAGGAUGGCUGGCACGGUGUCGUGGCCCCGGCAUCGCGCUUUGCUCCCGAGUCCGGUCGAUAUCAUCUGUACAUCGGCUAUUUCUGCCCCUUUGCGCACCGCGUUAACCUGGUACGCGUACUCAAGGGCCUGGAUUCGGCCAUCGACAUUUCGGUAGUAAAGGCCUAUCCCAAGGGAGAAACCGGCUGGUCCUUUCCCGGAGCCAACGGGCCCGACGACACGUACGAGGGGUCGACGCCGGACAAGCUCUUCGGCUCCAAGUACCUCCGCGAGGUCUACUUCCGGGCCGAUAAGGACUACAAGGGUAAAUACAGCGUCCCCUUGCUUUGGGACACCAAGGAAGGGACGGCGGUGAAUAACGAGAGCAUCGAGAUGCUGCGAUGGUUCCAGACGGGGUUCGACGAGAUCCUGCCGCAGGGAAGCCCGCAGCGGAGCCUGACCCUGUACCCGGAGCACCUUCGGGCGAAGAUCGACGAGGUCGCGGCGUGGGUGACGCGCGACCUCAACCUCGGCGUGUACAGGGCGGGAUUCGCGAGGGACCAAGCCACGUACGAUAAGAACGUGAUACCGGUCUUCGCGGCGCUCAACCAGCUCGAGCAGCUGAUCCGCAAGCACGGCGGACCGUACGUGCUCGGCAAGGAGCUCACCGAGCUCGACGUGCUGGCCUACACGACGGUCAUCCGGUUCGACGUCGUCUACGUGCAGCACUUCAAGCUCAACCUGGGCACCAUCCGCGGCAACUACCCCGUCAUCCUCGAAUGGCUGAAGAACCUGUACUGGAACGUCGCCGGCUUCCGCGAGACGACCAACUUCAAACACAUCAAAGAGAACUACACCAAGAGCCACAGCGACAUCAACCCGCUCGCCAUCACGCCGCUGGGUCCCUACCCGGAUAUCGACAGCGGCGUCGAUCUGAACUUCGACGCUAUCGACCCUGGAGUGGUGGCGCACCCUGCUGUGCUCGAGCACCAGAAGACUCUGCCCGACGUUUGA